Messenger RNA from Armigeres subalbatus, 3735 nucleotides. RefSeq names its product serine-rich adhesin for platelets-like. The transcript is spliced from 7 exons. Lineage: Eukaryota; Metazoa; Arthropoda; Insecta; Diptera; Culicidae. The coding region runs from base 165 to 2249 and encodes 694 amino acids. Gene Ontology annotation, molecular function: phosphoprotein phosphatase activity. The record is from RefSeq and is a predicted model, not a curated record.
AGCGAUGUCAGAAAGCGUAGCCAUUUUAGAAAAUCAAAACAGAGUGAAAAUUUCGGUGCAUCCGAAGGCGGUGCGGAAAAAGUGAUUUUUCGUGCGUGAAUAAAGUGUAAAACCAAUUGUAAAAUGUUUUAAUCGAAUGGAAAUCUACCGCUGGAGCAGGCAUCAUGUGGUUACGCAGCGAAACCCGGGAUCGGAGGCUGCGUUCGAGCAGUUCUCGAAUAACCGUCAAAAAUAAAAGGCAUGUCAAGUCACAGCAAAAAUUCAAACGAAGUCCCACGGAGGUGGUUGGAUCGCGCCGGACUACGCACUUACAGCUACCGACGGCCGUGGUCGGAAGCCGGUGCCGAAACCCGGCGGUUGGCAGUGCCACCAUUGGGGCCACCACACGUACUUUAACGCGUUCCGGCAAUCGGGUUAGCCCGAAGCGCACACUGAAAGCAGCUCGGCGGAUCCUCGGCAAAUCGACGACGUUGAGUGGACCCGAAGAGGCGAUCUCGGAGGAUUGCAAGGAAAACUGCUGGCAAGAUAGCAAUGAUCUCACCCUGUUCGAUUCCACCGUCAGUCUUAAGAAUCAGUAUGAAAGCACUAAUUUAUACUCGAAGAAGAGUGAUGAAAUCGGUUCGCCCGACGAUUGUAUCAAUCAAUUUGGAGUUAUAAGCUUUGAUUCGGGUAAACCGUCAACAAUUACUCAAUCGCAAUCAAUGGAACAACUCAAAUCCAAAUGCAUCACCGAAUGUGACAGUACAACUGAAAUAGGCUGCGAUGUAAGUUACCCAUCGACCUCGGGAUCCAGCGGAAAGCGUCUCAAGAGCCCGCUUGAGAUUGUUCCGCCCUCAACUUUGCAGGACAUUGUUGUUCCAGAGGUUGACUCUACAACAGAUACGAUUCCAGACACCACCAAUGAUUUAGCAACGGUGGCCUCAAAUAUUAUUUCUGCAUUUCCAUCUUCAGCAUCUUCGUUGUCUUCGACGUCGUCGUCUUCAUCAUCAUCCUCGUCAUCUUCCUCGUUGUCCUCCACUUUCCAGCCAACAGGCUACAGCAGCUGCUCAUCCGUAUCCGGGGCGGACGAUCAACCAGCCUCCAGUAGUUACAUGCGGAACGCUGCCGCUACGGAUUUGAUCUCUAUGUUCGAUGACGAACACUACAGAAACUCAGUCGAACUUUGUCAGUACACUGAUGUCCUGCCGUACAGUGCGUUAUUUACUCAAGCAUUGUUGAGCUGCGGCGAUAUUUCUAGCCUCAAUAUCAACUGCAACCGGGUGCUUUCUGAUAAUAUGUCAACCGGGAUGAACGACUCUGGGCUCCUCUUUUCGAUAAAGCCGACGGCAAUCGAGAACUUGAAAGCGUUGACCAAUUUCCAAAGCAUGAACGCUUCCGACGAUGGCGGGCCCAGCUCUAGUGGUGCUUAUCUGACGGAGAUCGGUGUUCGCAUGAACGACUCGUCGUCUGGUGGCCAACACGUGGAUGGACAAGUGGGAAACGAAUCCCUGAUUCACAACAUCGAGUGCAACGAAACAAUUCCAAUGUGUGGCGAUGAUUGUGAAAAUGGGAUGCAGCUUGAAUCCGACGAAUGCAUGGAGAUCGAGGAGCCCAACGACAAUCAGCAUGAGCAUGUCACACUGGAAGCUUUCGAUCCGUAUGUGUUCAUAAAGCAUCUACCGCCGUUGACGUGCGAGAUGCGUUCCAAGUGUCCCGCGCUGCCAUUGAAGACACGCUCCAGUCCGGAGUUUAGUCUAGUGCUUGAUCUCGACGAAACGCUGGUGCAUUGCAGCUUGCAGGAGCUGUCGGAUGCCAGUUUCAAGUUUCCGGUGCUAUUCCAGGAGUGCAAAUACACGGUUUUCGUGCGGACGCGGCCUUUCUUCCGCGAGUUUCUCGAGAAGGUUUCGCAGAUAUUCGAAGUUAUCCUGUUUACUGCCUCCAAGCGGGUUUAUGCGGAUAAGUUGCUAAAUUUGUUGGAUCCCGAACGACGGCUUAUUAAAUAUCGCUUAUUUCGGGAGCAUUGUGUACUAGUCAAUGGCAACUAUAUCAAAGACUUGACCAUACUAGGGCGAGAUCUGUCCAAGACGAUCAUUAUUGACAAUUCUCCACAGGCAUUCGGAUAUCAACUUGAGAAUGGUAUUCCGAUUGAGAGCUGGUUUAUGGAUCAAACCGACACGGAGUUGAUGAAGAUUUUGCCCUUCUUGGAACGGCUGGCAGAAAUGCACUCUUGUGGAAUCUGUUACGAAGUUGAACAAUUCAGUGUAUACUGAGGAGGAAAUCAUAUGCUGGGAAAACGAUUGGAGAGAAGAUGUUCGUCCUCAUAUCCGUGAAAAGUAUCGCCUGUUCUCGUACUUACCACCGGACUAAGUUUGUCACAGUUUGGUCAAACAACCUCAGAUACUUGGAUAGCUAACCUGAUUGUGCAUCUCCCUAGGCAAGUCGUUUCUAUUGUUUUCCCUACACCGCUACGAAGUGUAGGCAGUAAAUUGAAAUCUUAACAUAAGAAAAUCGACUAGAUAAACAAAAGAUUAACCUAAAACCAUAAACACAAACACACAUACAUUUAGAAAAAAAAGAUACAGCAGCAAACUGCAUAAACAUAUAACUUAAACAAAUUUCGAUUAACACCCACAUCCACACAUAGAAUACAUUUUCUAGAAAUUUAGGUCUAGAUGUUGCAAAAUCAAGAAAUCACAAGUAUAACAGAUAACCGUACAGUACAGAAAUAAUUUUUAAGCGUAAUAAUAAUUGAAAAGAACAGAUCGAACAAAUUAGAGUUUUUUCUGACCCAAUUGUGACAGUUACUGUUUUUCACUUAGUUUACAGUGGGUUUAAAAUCUUUGAGAGAAGGAAAAACACAGCAUAAAAAAUGGUAAGUUGACUAUUAAAAGAAAGCAAGAAACAACGUUAGCGUAGAAUGCAAUAUGAUACAAGUAAUAAUAAAAAAUAAAAUAUUUAACUAGAAUCGUAGAGAUGAAAUUUGCAAAAUAAGCAAAAAAGAAUAACAGAAGUAAAAUAUGCAUUGUUUUACACUGAAUUCUUGAAAGAUUAAGUUGUGAGCAUAUAUCAUUGUUUAUAUUGACUUAUACAAAGUGAACAUUAUUGUUAUAAAUAAUUUGAUAUUAUUUUUAUUUAUUAAAUAAUUGUGUGUAUCAUUGCUGUAUGAUGUGAUUAUUUUAAGAUGAUCAAAUUAUAUAUCGUUGUAUUGUGUACAGAAAAACAUGAGCAUUGAAUCUUGGAUCAAAACAUAUUUUUCAAAAAUUACCUUCUUAGGUAACCAUUGCUUGAAUAAUGGAAAAAAAGAAUGUCCAUUUCCUGUGACUCGGUUCGUCAAGUUCCUUCCAAUUCCAAAAAAGAGCUUAACACGCUUUCUCGUUUUAACUAUUGUUCCACACGCUGAGUUCCUCUUUUUGGUGGUCUGCCAUUAGUAAUAAUCGUCGUCAUUGAAAAUUUACAGCAUCCCACAUGACAAUCGUACACACAAACACCGUUAAUAAUAAAAAAAAAUGGUGGUUUCCGUAGACGGAUAUUAUCCACCAUCGUUUCCAAGCGUACCCAGGUGUGACGGAAUACUGAAGCCAACCAAACAUUUCUUGGAAACAAGGACCAUUGUUUUUUGAAAAUUGUGGAAAUCGUGUGCCUCAAAGGCAGUUUUUAAACGAAUACAAGCCUCUUUUAUUCCCUGAUAAUUGCUUGGAACAGUUUUGACAGGAAUUCCAACACAUGGAAAUACAUUAUGAAAAUGUCAUCAACAGA